AUGGGUUGCUUGCAAUCAACAGAAUCUAUGGAUUUCGAUACAAUUCAACCAGUUGUAUUACGAACUUCGGGAGGUAUUGCAACAUAUAGCGGUACGACUGAACGAGGCCGAUGUCAAACACUUGGCGAUGCAGAAAUGGCAUUGACUGAAGAUUGUUUCUAUUCUCAAGCAAUCGGAACUGGUUGUUGUGGAGACCAAGGACUAAUGAGAAUUCCGAUUUCAGCAGUCAAAGAUAUACGACAACAGUCAUAUUUCAAUGGACGUUAUCGUGUUGAUCAUCCUCACUUGGUAAUAACCUAUACUACUACCGAUACGAACGGCUCUCAUGAGCAUCAAGCCGGUUGGCAAAUGAAUGAUAUUGCAUAUAAUCAGUGGAAAACUGCUAUCGAACAAUUAAAAGAACGGGAUCCAUCACCUCAACAAGCAUAA
Rotaria socialis is the source of this 429-nucleotide messenger RNA. NCBI's taxonomy places the organism in Eukaryota, Metazoa, Rotifera, Eurotatoria, Philodinida, Philodinidae. The record is from the annotation of a GenBank genome assembly.